UAAACAAACCCACAGUCCGUUUACCUCGCUUUACCGUGCAACAGAUUCCGAUCAUCAUCUUCAUCUCCUUUCUUCAUCUUCCUCUUCUUCUUCUUCUUCUUUUACUUCAUUCUUCCUUCCUUCCUUCCUUCCUUCCUUGCUUCCUUUCUUCCUUCUCGUAAACGUCGUCCCGAAAUCGCAGGUUUCAAUGGAUAUCGACGUCACCUGGUUAAAGCAACGUUGCAUCCUUUUCCCUCAUUUCCCCUCCUCUUCUUCUUCUUUCGUCUCUAUCUCUCUCUAUCUCUCUCUCUCUCUCUCUCUCUCUCGUCCUUAUCUUUCUUCCUAGCGCCAUCAACAAUCCUCUCCAACAUCUUAUCUAUCAUCGAUUUCCUUUUUCGAUCAACACGAUUCGCGAUUUUCCUCUGUCGUAUAAAGAAUGGGAAAGAAUAAACCAUAAGACAGAGACAGACAGAAAUAGAGAGAGAGAGAGAGAGAGAAAGAGAGAGAGAGAGAGAGAGAGAGAGAGCCUACUUUGAACGAACUGGAAUUCCAAGGUGAAAAUGAACGAGGAUCGCACGAGAACGUAAUACGUGAGUGGGGGAACGAAAGUGGAAUGAGGGGUAGGGGGGAAUCAUGAAGGGGUUUCAUGAAGAAGGAAGAGCCGACGAAAAAAGGAAAGAAAAGAAGGAGGAAAGAAAAAAAACCAACCAAAUUAAACUUGUUCGCAAAGCGGCAGCGGCAACGGCAGCAGUCUCAAGGAAGGAAGAAAAGAAGAAUGGUAGUAAUACUUAUAUCCCAUACUUAACGAUUUCAAUAAUAAUCGCAACGAGCUUAACCAAACACAACAAUAACAAUAAUAACAACAACAACAACAAUGACAACAACAACAACAAUAAGAACAACAACAACAUCAACAACACCAACAGUAGGAGCAAUAACCACGAUGGAAUCCGAACGAGGAAGAAAAAGACACAACGUUUUAACGAUUGUCUUUUUAAAAUUAUUAAAAUCUGGGCCGUAUGGGUCGUGGAUGCACAAAGCAGGCCUUGUAAAAGGGAUCCGUGAAGAAGACGACUUACCGUUCCACAGUAGAAAUUCCAGAAAAGCGUCACUGUUCCGAUGUGUGAAAGAAGUUAUACGUCUCGUGCGCCAUCGCUAUAAUACUCGACAGGGUUAAAGAAUUUCUCCCCUUUUAUAAAUGUUACCAAUGUAUCCUAAUGCGAACGUAUAUGUAUGAUGAACGCGCGAAUACGUGCACCAAUGAAAUUAAAGUAACAUUGAACGACAUUAAAACACGCGACAAACGACAUAGAUAGAAUGAGAUAUUAGAAAUAAUAUAUAUAUAAUUUGACGCAAUGAAAAAAGUCGUAGAUAAUAGUGCACAUUGACAAAUACGAUCUAUAUAUACAUAUAUAUAUAUAUAUGUAUAUAUCUCAUUCGUAUAAAUUUAUUUAAUUGUUUUAUUGAUUCGAUCUAACCGAGUAAUUCGAUAACAACGAUCAACGAUAACAUGAUUACUAAUAAAACUAUGACGAUG
Molecule: messenger RNA, 1516 nt
Organism: Vespa velutina
Lineage: Eukaryota; Metazoa; Arthropoda; Insecta; Hymenoptera; Vespidae
Exons: 3
Coding region: 613-1044 (143 amino acids)
Source: RefSeq, a predicted model, not a curated record